Sphenostylis stenocarpa is the source of this 273-nucleotide messenger RNA. Lineage: Eukaryota; Viridiplantae; Streptophyta; Magnoliopsida; Fabales; Fabaceae. The record is from the annotation of a GenBank genome assembly.
AUGAUCUUCCUGAAUCAGUUAUUGGUAGCCAUAACUACUACCCCAAUGUCCUUUCUUCUGUGGCACAUGCAAUAUCCACCCAAAGCAAAUUUCAUGUUUUCUACCGUCCAAGCUCGAAAGCCCAAUCUGUCUUCUUGGCCGAAGAAAAGAAAGUAUGAAAAGGGUUCUUCUACUGCAAAAGUAGCUUCUUGUGAAACUGACAUUGAGGGAUCUCAUGCUAAUGGAUUUUGUGACUUGAAUUGGUUUUCCUCUGGCAUUGAUAUGAAGGAAUAG